This is a messenger RNA of Hyaloperonospora brassicae, 780 nucleotides long. NCBI's taxonomy places the organism in Eukaryota, Oomycota, Peronosporomycetes, Peronosporales, Peronosporaceae. The record is from the annotation of a GenBank genome assembly.
AUGACUCGCCCCUCGCUCUUACAUCACCUAAGCGCCUUCACGUCAGUCCUCGUCACGGCCUCUGUAAGCGCUCACGUCCCCGUGUACGACGCACUGGUCGCGGCGUUGCCCCCCGCACCUUUCGACAUGUACAUCUUAGCUCAGAGUUGGCAACCUGCUUUCUGCUUCCAGAAGGAAGAGCAGUACCCCGGGUGCCGCGCCCCGCAGCGCUACUGGCGCUCGCACCUGACGCUGCACGGGCUGUGGCCGGAGCUCGCAGGGAGUGCCCCGCCGAGCUUUUGCUCGGGCGAAGCCUUCGACGCCGAAACAAUUGAGCGCGAGCUCGGCAUUGACACGCUGCACGAGUUCUGGCCCGACGUCAAGUUCCAGGAAGCGUCGCCAAAGUAUACGGACUUUUGGAAGCACGAGUGGGCGCGCCAUGGCACGUGCUCGGGCCUCAAGCAGGUCGCGUACUUUGCCAGUGCGAUCAAUCUCGAGCGCAACGAGACGUUGGCCCCUACGCCCGAACUCCUGCAGGACCACGUGGGCGGGCGUGUUGACGUCCAGGAGCUCCGCAAAGCGUUCGGGGACGCUGCUUUGCAGUGCCAACACUCGCGCGUGGGCGACACGUACGUCACGAUGUUCUCGCAAGUGCUGACGUGCUGGCACAAGGACGAGCACAAUGUACCGACGCAACGCAGUGCGUGCCCGCCCCAUAUCCACUCGGAAGACACGUGCGGGAAAGGAACCGUGACCAUUCCUGGCUUCCGUGCUGCCGACGAGGACGACGCGGAUCAAUGA